CGUGAUCCUUCGAGGAUGGCGCCGGUCGGGAGGCUGCUGCUUGCGGGGCUCCUGCUGCUGCUGGGCGGGCUUGACCGUCGGAGCUCGGGGACCGCUGCCGGUCCGGUGCCGCUGGUCAUCUGGCACGGCAUGGGAGAUAGCUGUUGCAACCCCAUAAGCAUGGGGUAUAUUAAAAAAAUGGUGGAAGAGAAAAUCCCAGGAAUUUAUGUGCUGUCUCUGAAGAUAGGCAGUACUUUAAUUGACGACAUGGAGAACAGCUUCUUCAUGAAUGUCAACGAUCAAGUCAAGAAAGUGUGUGACCAGCUUUCUAAAGAUCCUAACCUUCAAGGGGGCUACAAUGCCAUGGGCUUUUCGCAGGGAGGGCAGUUCUUGAGAGCCGUGGUGCAAAGAUGUCCAUCUCCACCUAUGUUCAACCUGAUUUCCAUAGGAGGUCAACAACAAGGUGUGUUCGGUUUCCCACAUUGCCCUGGGGAGAGCUCACAUAUCUGUGACUGGUUGAGAAAAGUGCUGGAUAUUGCUUACACAUACCCGAUUCAGCAGCGCCUAGUCCAGGCACAAUACUGGCAUGAUCCAGUGAACGAGAAGCAAUACCGCAGAAGCAGUCUCUUCUUGGCCGACAUCAACCAGGAGCGGAUCAUCAAUGAGACUUACAAGAAAAACCUGAUGACUCUGAAAAAAUUUGUCAUGGUGCGGUUCCUCAAUGACACAAUGGUAGAUCCCCCGGCUUCAGAGUGGUUUGGUUACUACCGGAGCGGCCAGACUAAGGAAACCAUUCCUCUCCAAGAGACUACGCUCUACACGGAGGAUCGUUUGGGCCUGAAGGAAAUGGACCAAGCAAGAAAACUGGUCUUCCUUCAGACAGAAGGAGACCAUCUCCGCUUUACUAAAGAGUGGUUCUUCAAGAACAUAGUGCCGUUUCUAAGCGAUGCUGGUGAUGAGAGUCAACCUGUCGUAGUGUAGGGUUUGGUGGCUGGAGGUGAUUUUUCAUGGCAAGAUGGGAAACGUUCCAUAGAGAGCAUAUCUUGAAAGACCGGCUUUUUCUAACUAAUCUGCUAGGCUAUUGUUCCGUUUCAGGAUUAACAGUUUAGUCACAUCCAACUGCAAGUAUUUAAACUUUUUUUCAAAACCCAACCUGGCCUUGUCUCCAGGACUUGCCUGCUGCAGAUGUUAAUCAGCCGUCACCUGAUAGUAUGGUAUUUGUAUGCCACAAUGGAGCUGGUCACCAUUGCUUGGGGAAUAUGUAAUGCAGUGUUUCUCAACCUUGGCCGCUGGACGAUGUGUGGACUUCAACUCCCAGAAUUCCCCAGCCAGCAGAGGGGCCAAGGUUGAGAAACACUGUGUAAAAUCCUCACUUCGGGUGCGUAUGUGAUACAAGUCACAUUUGACAGAGGGACCACUUCUGUGAUUCUGUUGAAGUGUCAGCCUAAAGAAAUUCAAAAGCACUGUAAAUGCCAUUGUGUAGUUGCUCUGAAUGGAGAUAUUGAAUAGUUUAAAUAGGACUGCGUUCUGAAGGAAGCAUGGAGGGGUGAGGUGUUUCCGCAGCUGAGGUUUUUCUCGGAAAACUGGGCUUUAAUGGGUGGAAGGCAUCGCUGUCAAUCAAUGCUGGAAGGAAUUCUGAUAGAGAAAAGCCAUUGAUUAGAUUUCCCAGAACGGGGCAGAAGAUUUAAAAUAUGAUGUUGAAAUCAUGUUAAUUCAUAUACUUUCUUUGGUUUACAAGAAUAUUUUGCAACUUGACACAGCCUAAUAAACAAGUUUUAAUUUAAA
Messenger RNA from Pantherophis guttatus, 1764 nucleotides. RefSeq names its product palmitoyl-protein thioesterase 1 (gene PPT1). Gene Ontology annotation, molecular function: palmitoyl-(protein) hydrolase activity. Gene Ontology annotation, cellular component: lysosome. Gene Ontology annotation, biological process: protein depalmitoylation; receptor-mediated endocytosis. The record is from RefSeq and is a predicted model, not a curated record. NCBI's taxonomy places the organism in Eukaryota, Metazoa, Chordata, Lepidosauria, Squamata, Colubridae.